Panicum hallii is the source of this 1374-nucleotide messenger RNA. RefSeq lists its product as uncharacterized. NCBI's taxonomy places the organism in Eukaryota, Viridiplantae, Streptophyta, Magnoliopsida, Poales, Poaceae. The transcript has 5 exons. The record is from RefSeq and is a predicted model, not a curated record. Bases 163 to 966 code for a protein of 267 amino acids.
AACAACCAACCAAUCCCCCGCUCCAUCAGUUCCGCGACCCGCGCCACACGAACGCAAGAAAACGAGCGCCGUAGAAAGCAAGGAGAAGAGCAGAGACGCGAGCGAGUGGGUGGGGGAGGGAGGGAGGGAGGGAGGGAGGGAGAGAGAGAGAGAGAGACGGCCAUGGAGGGGUGGACAUCGCGGCGAAAGCACCGGAACGGUGGCUUCUGGUUGAGAGCGGAGAUCGAGGUGGACCGGGGUUCUUCCAUUCCCAGGGGCCCGGAGUUCGGCUUCGCCGCCGCCGUGCGAGAGCCGCUGGUGAAGCUGCGGCGGCCCGAGCACGACUUCGAGAGGUGGGACUGGGACUACUUCGUCUGGCCCCAUGACCGGCUCGACGCCAAUCUUGAGAUGAGGGACAGUGAUCCAGAGGCGACACUUGAGGCAGACCGGAAGGCGAGCGUGAGUUUCCUGAACAAGAGCACGCUACAGCUGGAGAGCUAUGAGAUGUACCAGUACCUGCUGCAGCAGCACGCUUCAGCGUGGCCUUGCAACCGGCUCAAAACCAAUCUGGAGAUGAGGGAUAGUAGUAUAGAGGUGACACUUGAGGCAGAUGGGGAGUUGAGCGAGAGCUCCCUGAACCAGAGCACACUGCAACCGGAGAGCGAGGACACUGCAGCCUUGCCUCGCGACCAUCUCGUAGCCAAUCUGGAGAUGAGGAACACUGACGCGGAGGCGAAGCUUCAGACUGAUCGGAAGGCAAAGGAGCGAAGCACGCGGCGCCUGAAGAGGUCUGAGAUGGAUCGACGCACGCAGGAGCAGCACAAGGAGAAGGAGAACGAACAGACCGAGCUGUUCCGGACACCCACGCCGGUGAACAAGAAGGCCGUAGGACCCAGAUCGGCACGGCGUCGCCGUGUUUUCGCAGAAGCUAACCUGAGCCCGGACGAUGACAGAGCAAGGCAGAGGCAGGUUCCUUGGGCUUGUUAGUCACACACGCAUGCACCAUCUGGUUGCUCCGAUGCCUUGAGCUGCAUGCAUUGCAAGUGAUACGACACGGCCUGAGAUGUGGGAUGGUUUUCAGUUGGAGACUUGGAGCUCGUUAACUGUCAGGAGUGGAACCUGAAUUUUUUUUAGCUCAGAACUAGCAGGAGAGAGCACGUUCGUGUGUUUGUACAUAGUACAGGACAGGAAUACAGAGUAGAAGCAUUACACUGCAUGGUUCAGAACUAGGCUGAAUUGUUUUUCGGUUCAGAACCGUGUGGAAAAGUUUUCCGUUGACAAGUAGGAACAGGUUCACGUCUUGUGAAGCUCAGUUUCAGUCAGUUGACAUUACUCAUCUGUGUUGCGUGGACUGUGGUGGUGUCGUCUUCUUCUAUAAUCCUGCACCUGCUCGUC